AUGCUGAAGACAAGAGAAAAGGUUGGCCACAAAGAUCAAACAAUGUCUCAGUCUGUGGAUCCGAAAUCAGAUAAGAUCGGACACAAUAACAACAUCAACAACAACACCAAAGCGAUCACUAACCCACUGGCUCUGAGUCUCUUGAUCGGUCUGAAAAACAACAAGUGCAUCUCAGAUUCUGAUUUUGUCAGGAGCCCUAAAUCUCCUCUUGAAUUCAGGGUGUUGUCUACAAUGGCUGAGCCGUUCUUCCUCAGAUGUCCUAGAUCAUCACUCACUGCUCAUCUCAACUGUUGUUGUGGCCCUGUUAAAGUUGGGUUAAGCAUUGUGGAUUCUCUCGCUGAUGAUCGGGUUUUGUCACCAGAUAUUGUGUUUGGACCUGCCUUGAGUAUCAAGUCUUCUGAGAUUAGGGACAAACAUCCCAAGUUGUCCUCUGAGCCUAAGCCCGUGGAGAUCAAGAAGGAAAUAUCUGGUGCUAUCUUCCAAAUCGGUGAGACUGAGCCGGGAGAAACCCGAGUUCUGUCUCGAUCCAAGUUCUGCGCAGAAGGGAACUCAGAAAUUGCUUUCUCAUGUUGUCUAUCUGAGGAUGAGGAUGAGAUGGAGAUGUCAGAGGACUACACUUGUAUCAUUUCACAUGGUCCUAACCCGAAAACGACUCAUAUUUAUGGUGGCCGAGUUUUAGAGUGUCACAAGAAUGAGUUUGAUAACAAAAAAAGUAUGUGGAAACAGAGUUUGAUUCCAUGUUUCCCAUCGAUAAUUUCCUCACCGUAUGUAACUUCUGCAACAAAAAACUUGAAGUUGGAGAAGACAUAUAUAUGUACAGGUGUAGAGAAAGGGUUUUGCAGUGAAGAGUGUCGUUCAGAGGAGAUGAUGAUAGAUGAGGAAGACAUGGAAGAUUCUUGCAUAGUUAUGCAGGAAUCUUUACAGAAGCUCUUCUGAACAAGAAGAAGCUAAUAAGACGAUGGUCAUGGGACGAGCUUUUAUAGACCCGACCAUUGUCCUAUUAACCCUACCUAAACAGACUUUUAUUAUAUAUAUAUAUUGACCAGUGUCAUGCCAAUGGUAAGGUAAUCUUUUGGCACUAAUAUGGUUUCAUCCGUCUACAAAGAGCUGUGUUUAUGGGCAUCUAUUAGCAAGCUGCAGCAGCCACGGAUGAAUCGGUCGGCCUUCUUUUUCUGUAUAUUUUGUAAUGGGUUUUGGUUUUUGUUUUUUGUUUUUGGUUUGUAUAUCGAAGUUGAUCAUAACCUCAUAAGUCAUGAAGAGAGAGGGUUGGGUGCAAGAAAGGGUUUUUCUGUGACCACUCUAUUUUCUUAUUUUGAGACAUGUUUUUAGGGUCUUUCUAUGGAUGGCUUCAUAGGUUUGUCUGCAGAUUUUUAAUUGAAUAAGUGAUAUAUGUAUG
Messenger RNA from Thlaspi arvense, 1396 nucleotides. The record is from the annotation of a GenBank genome assembly. Lineage: Eukaryota; Viridiplantae; Streptophyta; Magnoliopsida; Brassicales; Brassicaceae.